AUGGACGACGCUAAUGGUGGAAUAGGAGAUGAGCUAGACGGAAUUUCUCUUCGAGAUAUUUCUGCAGUUCGAUAUGUUCGCCAUCAUGAAUGGCUGGAACUUGUUGUUGGUACAGCAAUCCCCACCCAUCAAAUACAAAUUCCCAAGAUUUUCACUCCCAUUGACGCAGAUAAUAGCUCACCAUGGUCGUUUAAUGACUCUGAUUCCGUGAAAGCAAAGCUCGAAAGCAUAGAAAAUGAGAUUAAGCAAUUGGAGAGUGGUGCCAAAAGUGGCUGGGUUGAGAAGCCUGAAGAGGCAGCGAAAUCCGAUUUCUAUCGCGCCGGAAUUGCGAAGUUACGAGAAGAUUUUGGCUCUGUCUCAAAGGACGCAGAUUAUUAUGGUGAUAUAACCCUAAAAAUAGAGACAAAGUUUGGAGCGCGCGUAAUAGAAAAGAAACGUCUUCGUCGAGUUGGUGUAGAGGUUGGUGAUGAAGUUAUCGAUGAAGAUGAGGAGGAUAAACCUGAAACAAAGAAGCCUGCUCUUGGCGAGGACAAGCCACAAACUGUCGAAAAGUCGGAUAGUCAGCAAGCUAGUGAAAUUAGCGAUGUUUCUAAUAAGAGCGAAGAUUUUGAUAUAAAAGAUAGCGGCGAUUCCAACGGCACAGGGCCCAAUAUCAAUAAGACCCUGCAAACAGGCACCAGCAGCACAGCUAAUGAGUCGGAAAAUGUUCAGACCAACGGAGAUAGUAUAGGUCAAGAGUCAACGCCGAAUUCUACUACUGAAGUUAGCGAUACAAAUGAUGAAUCCAACUUCUCACAGUCUGUUAAAACAAGUGUUCCGCAAGAGUAUGAUCAGCAAAGCGAAGACCAGCCCGUGUCGGAAGUCCAAUCAGAUUUGCUUUCAUUGGAUCAGGGAGAGGAACUCCUUCUCGGUGAUGACAACCUUGUGGACCUGGACGGAAACAAUGAUAAUGUUGGUGAGGAUAUUUAUAUGGAGGGGACUAGCUUCGAGGACGCUGAGCUCGGCGACGUCCUUGGUAGCUUACCGGAGUCCUAA
Messenger RNA from Sugiyamaella lignohabitans, 1035 nucleotides. RefSeq lists its product as uncharacterized. The coding region runs from base 1 to 1035 and encodes 344 amino acids. The record is from RefSeq and is a predicted model, not a curated record. The transcript has a single exon. NCBI's taxonomy places the organism in Eukaryota, Fungi, Ascomycota, Dipodascomycetes, Dipodascales, Trichomonascaceae.